Molecule: messenger RNA, 6042 nt
Organism: Pristis pectinata (smalltooth sawfish)
Lineage: Eukaryota; Metazoa; Chordata; Chondrichthyes; Rhinopristiformes; Pristidae
Gene: elp2
Product: elongator acetyltransferase complex subunit 2
Exons: 22
Coding region: 25-2517 (830 amino acids)
Biological process (GO): tRNA wobble uridine modification
Cellular component (GO): elongator holoenzyme complex
Molecular function (GO): protein binding
Source: RefSeq, a predicted model, not a curated record
CAGGGGUGACGCGGAGGGAGGAAGAUGGCAGCCGCCGUGGUAGAGACGGCUCACGUUGCGCGAUGUGCGAACCGGAGCCCGCAGGCGGUGUCGUGGGGCCGAGGCGGCUGUGUGGCCAUCGCGUCCUGCCGCUCCGUCGUGAUUUACCAACCGGAGAAACUACGUGUGACUGAAAUUCUGAAUGGACAUAAAGGAAGAGUUAACUGUGUGCAAUGGGUUCAUAGAGAGGGUUGCGAUCCUGAGGUGGAACUGGUGUCUGGAGCAUCUGAUAACUGUCUGAUCGUUUGGGAAUUGCAGGAUUCUAAAUUUGCAGCAUCCACCUGGUUGGAAGGGCAUUCAGGAGCUGUGUGUGCUGUAACUACUAUACAUGAAACUAAUGGCCAAGAUGAAAAUCCAAAAUUGCUGAUCGCUUCAGCAGCAGCAGAUUCCACUAUUAAAAUUUGGAGAAAACAAGGUUAUGUGGGUGAAUGCAUGCAAACUCUUUCCUUUGGAAGUGGUUUCAUGAUGGAUGUUGCACUAGCACGAUUGCCAGGCAGUGAUGCUGUGAUUCUGGCUUGUGGUGGCGAUGACAGCAACAUUUAUUUAUUUGUACAGGAAGGUGAACAAUUUCAGAAAAUUCAUUCACUUAUGGGCCAUGAAGACUGGGUUCGAGGAGUUGAAUGGGCUGUAUCUGAUGGGAACCUCUUAUUAGCAAGCUGCUCACAGGACUGCUUAAUACGCAUUUGGAGAAUAUUCAUCAGAACAGAAUCUUCUUCCAAGGAUUCCGAUAAAGAGAUUAUUAAACUGAAGGAAGAUAUAUUUACUGUCCAUAAUAAUCAGGAAGAGGUGGCCUAUGCAGUGACACUGGAAACAGUGCUGUCUGGUCAUGAAAACUGGGUUUAUGGACUACAAUGGCAUCCUCCGAUUUACAAAGAUGGCAGACUUGAACAGCCCUUGUCCUUGUUAUCUGCAUCGAUGGAUAAAACAAUGAUCCUUUGGGCUUCAGAUGAAGAAUCUGAUGUGUGGUUGGAACAGGUUCGUGUUGGAGAAGUAGGUGGAAAUACACUGGGAUUCUAUGGCUGCCAAUUUAGUCCCGAUGGAUCGAUGAUAUUAGCUCAUGCAUUCCAUGGAGCUCUUCAUCUCUGGCGUAAGAACAAGUUCAAUAUGGGAGAAUGGAGCCCAGAAGUUGUGCUUUCCGGACAUUUUGGUUCUGUCCAAGACUUGAUCUGGGAUCCUGAGGGAGAGUUUAUUUUAAGUGUUGGUGCUGAUCAGACAACUAGAUUAUUUGCUCCUUGGAGAAGGCCAGGAUGUGACCAGGUGACCUGGCAUGAAAUUGCACGACCACAAAUACAUGGAUAUGACAUGCAGUGUUUAACUAUGAUCGGUCGUUUUCAAUUUGUUUCUGGUGCUGAUGAGAAAGUGCUUCGAGUAUUCACUGCCACUAAGAAUUUUGUAGAAAAUUUCAGUUCGAUUACCUCUGCACCACUUGAGGACAUGCUUUCAGCAAAAUUAGGUAAUGAAAUCCCUGAAGGUGCCAGUGUACCUGCUUUAGGAUUGUCAAAUAAGGCAGUUUUUCAAGGAGAUAUAGAUGCCAAUGCAAGUAAAAUGGAUCCAAGUGCAUUGCCUCUCAGUGUUGCUGACCAAUAUCCCCAGACUUACUUUCAGCCAAUCAACCUUACAGAGCCCCCCUCAGAAGAUCAUCUUUUGCAGAACACACUCUGGGCUGAAGUUCAGAAGCUAUAUGGGCAUGGUUAUGAAGUAUUCUGUGUUGCUUGCAAUUCCUCGUUGACUGUGGUGGCUUCAGCAUGCAAGGCCUCGAAAGUGGAACAUGCAGCAAUUAUUUUGUGGAGUACCUCCAAAUGGAAACAGCUACUUAGUUUGCCAUUGCACAGCCUAACUAUUACUCAGUUGGCAUUUUCACCAAAUGACCGAUUCUUGUUGGCAGUUUCACGGGACCGAACCUGGUCUCUCUGGAAACAACAUGAAAUGGCUGAAUCUAAUUCAGAUCCUUUUUUCUCCCUCUUUGCGCACAGUGAUAAAAGUAAACCGAUACACAGCCGAAUUAUUUGGUGCUGUGACUGGACUUUCAACAGCAAGUACUUUGUCACUGGUAGCCGUGACAAGAAGCUGGUUGUAUGGGGUGACGUGGAUUCAGCUGGAAGAAUUGAAGGAAGCCCUAGUAUUGUAAAGCCCUGCUCAUCAGUGUUGGAUGCAGGGGAUGCAGUGACAGCUGUCAGCUUCAGCCCUGUUACAAGUCUAGAUGGGAGCUAUAUUCUUGCAGUAGGUUUAGAUUGUGGAAACAUAUCAUUAUAUAAGUGGAAGCCAGAUAUAAAUCCAUCAGCAAAAACUGACUGGGUCAAAUGUGUGAAACUCAGCAAAUCACAAUGCCACACUUUAACUGUGAAACAACUGCGUUGGAGGAGACGUGUGGGACGAGCAGGUUUUAAAGAUGAAGAUGACAGUGACUGGUUACAGCUAGCAAGUUGUGGUGCUGAUCAUGGUGUCAGUAUCUUCAAUAUUAACAGAUUGUCACUUUAGCAAACCUUACUAAGGAUUUCUUGCUGUCCAGUUAAAGUUAUGUGGGAAAAUGCCAUCAAAUAAUGAAAAUAUGUUCUAAUGUCUAGUAACUUGUAUUUGGUGCCCAAGGAAAGUGAUCUGAUGGUUGCAAAGGAACAUUUAUUUUACAUGCAACCAUUGAAAUGAACAUGUGGAACUAUUAUACAGAAUUCUGGACACCAUUUGCUCUCAGCAUAUAUGACACAAAAAUAUAACAGUUUUGUCUCUGUAGGACUCUUUAUGGGCUACCUGUUAUGGUUUUAUGGAAGAGCAGAAACAGUAUGCUAUUACCUGGUUCCAUCUGCCUGUCAACCCCUCACCUCUCUAAUGUUAGCUAUUCCCCCCCCCCCUUUACACUCUCAGUCCUGAUGCUGGGUCUCGACCCGAAAGGUCAACUAUACCUUUUCUUCCAUAGAUGCUGCUUGACCUGCUGAUUUCCUGCAAAAGCUUGUUUUUGCUCCAGAUUCUAGCAUCUGCAGUCUCUUGUGUUCCCAAGAAUGUGCUAUCUUUCUCCUCUGAUAUAGUGUGCAUUGUGAGAGCCCGUUAACAAUUGCAAAAGCACAGGGAAAGAGGAUAGUUUCAAUAAUUCAAUUGGGUAAAGGUUUGAUAUUUUCAGGUAUUCAUUGGUGAUGGUAUUUUAGUGCCAAAAACAUAGAGGACUUCGAACAAAGAUACAGUAAUAAAGUUCCAAUUCACUGUUUGGGUUUUAAGAUAAUUUUCUCAAACAGUUGGUACAAAUGUUAGUAUUGUCAGCAAAUGAGAUUUUGUAUCUGCAAUACUUUUCCCUUCUUCUGCCUUGUUUACUUGUGUGAUAGAAAAUCUCAUUUGCUGACGAUGCUAACAUUUGUAACCCUGUUCGAGAAAAUUACCUUGAAAGGCAUUACCGAUCUGAGCACUGACAGGAAAAGAAGCACAUUCAUAACUGUCCCAAUUCAACUUUACCUUUCCUUUAGCCACCAGUGCUGUAGAGUGCUUCCGGCUAGCUGCGGAACACAGUUCAGCUUAUCGUGAACUUAGGAGUGGGUGGUCCAACACAGAGAAUACAAUGGACCACACUGUCCAGUGCUGGAUUCAGUAUUGAGCACAGAUGGACAAAGAAGAGGGAUUGGAUAUGCUUAAAAUCCAGAGCUGGCUGCUGGAAAGACUGAGAACCCGUUCACAUGAAUGGGGAUGCUAACGUGGUGAAAGUUAGUGAAAGUAAGCAGUUUAUACAAGGAGUUUUAAUUAUUUGUUGUCAUUAUAAGAUGUUUCCUAAAAAUGAGUAAAAAUGUGUUCAUAAAUUUAUUUCAACUGCUUUAUUGGAGACAAUGAAAACUAAAAGUUGCAGGACCCUUGUGGAAAAGGUGGGAUGUGCAAGGGUGUCCACACAAUAGGAGUACAAACCGACAGCAAGCACCACCAGAGGCAUUGGCUCAACGGACCCUCCAAACACAGACAGGUUAGUGCACGAAUCUCUCUCUAUGUCUUUACGCCCCUAUCUUUAUGCCUUUACCUUGCUGUAUCUCGUCUUCUCUACCUUGCUCUAUUUAUCUCUAUAUCACUCUAUAUCUACCCAAAUCUAUUACUCUCUCUAUCUGUCUGUCUCUCUACAACUAUCAACUUACCUUGCUCUGUCUCUACCCAUCUCGUGUUCUCUCUACACCUAUCUCUCUAUAUCCCUCAUUCAAUAACCACCCUCUGUUUCUUGCUCUAUCUCUACAUCGCUCUACCUCUACAUCUAUUCCUCUCUGUUAACUCCCUCUAUCACUCUCAUUUCUCUCCUUCUUACCUCCAUAUUGCUCUACAUCUACCUACCUUUCUAUUUUUAUACCUAGAUUGCUCUUACUCUCUUUCUGUUACCUCUAUCUAUGUCCAUUUCUUUCUACAUCCAUCACUCUCUUACCUCUCUCUUUCUACCUCGCAUUCUCUGUCCAUCUCCAUCACCCUCUGUCUGUCUAGCUCGGUAUCUCUCUCUCUAACCUCUCUCAAUGUCUACCUUCCUAUCACUAUAACUCUAUGUCCUAUGUUGCUGUCUAUCUCACCUCGCUGUGUCUACAUCGCUCUCUCACCACUGACAUUACCAUCAAUAUCCUGGGGGUCACUGCUGAUUCUGGCAGUAUAGACGGUAGGUCCUGGCCUUGCUUGCAAUACCAGAUCCAGAAAGUGCAUUGGAAAAGAAACCAUUGCCUGCCUGCUUCUCGUCCACACACACCCUCUGAUUGAUUGAGGGAAGGAGGGAGGGUAUUGGCUGGAGAGCCCAUCAACAGGAAUUAAAAUCUCUCAUCUCUUUUCCCACACCUCUGGAUGCAAUUCACCAGCUUAUGUGGCUCGUAUUUUGCAGUACUUCAUCCAAAAAAUGUGUUGUUUGAUUUUUGCCACUGGUUCAUGCACAGUGAGGGGAAAGAAGUUGUGGAUAUACAAUUACCUGGAAUUGGAGGGCAUGGAUGGUUGACGGUUUGGGGCAGGUUACAAAGAAGCCUGUAGACAGAAUUAGUUACAAAUAAUGUUAUUGGCAGUCCUUAAGAUAAAUCAUUUUCCUUUGCAACAUUCAAAGAAAUUGAUCAAAGUAAUGAUGCUCCUCUACAUAAUGGAGCCAGGUGCAAUAGACUUGUCUAAGAAAGAAAAACACAAUCAUAACAGAAAAAAAACCUCUGCUUCCAUUCCCAUUCACGCACAGCAAUAUGGGAAACAUACAGAAGGAGCACAUGUCUAUUUAAUGAAGGUCAAAAAGAAAUCUCUUUUGAAAACAGUGUAAACAAAGCUCUGGAAUUAUUGCAGUUAAUACCAACAAUUAGGUUGCUUUCUUGUAGCACAAUUGGUGUCAUCAGAGUCCCACAUUUACAAUACUUUUUUCUAAUUAUUUAACAGUUUACUGUGCAAAUAAUUACAUUUCAACAACAGGUACUUUGUGUUUUACAUUGCUUGCUAUUUGCAGUCAACCACCCAGCACAUUACACAGCAAUAGGAAGGUUCUCCGAGGUAUAAGUAACCAAGUAAAUUUCUCUGCUCAGAAUAAAAAUAAAUUACUGGGUUCUGUAUAAAAUUACAGUGCUAGUAAAAGAAAUAUACAGUUGCCUUGUUAUUAAGUAUAAUAAGGCAGAUUAGACUUGGAACAAUAUUUAUUCUCUGCACCCUAUAGGUAUGCAGCUUGUGCAGUAUUUCCUAUAUUCUUUUUUCAUUGUCCUCAGCCUAUAUACAGCUUGCUUCCAUAUUUCUGUUUACCAGUUCGGAAGAGUGUAACUGACUUUCUCUCACCCCAUCUGUACCACAAAGGUUAAUGAAUUAUGGGCUUCUACUUACUUGAUAAAGCUUAUUCAUGCACUUGUGUGCUAUAUCAGAAAUUUGUCACAUUUCCAGCUGUAACAAAUUUUGAUUUUAUUCCUGUUGUGCAGUUCUUACUUUACCAUAUAUUCAUUCACAAAACAAUACUUUGCUUUCUAUAGCAGCUUCUUUGAUCAAAGCUGUUGUUUAAGCGGUACACAGAAUACACUAGCUGGAGUUCUACAGCAAUCAUUGCAAACCGAGAGA